UUUGUCGUUUUGAUUGAAGUAAACUUCAGUAGAAUUGUAACGUUCUUUUUUAACAAAACUCUAGAAAUCGCGGAAAACUUUUAUUCAUACUGCGUUGCGUAGUGAAAUUUGGUGGCAGCCACACAGGAAAUCUUUGAAACGUCAUGGACCAACAAACUUCAUGGACCAGAGUUGAUCUGCGAUAACGCACACAUAUAUGAAUUUUGACAGCAGUAAAUCCCCCCUGGUUUUUUUCCUUCGAAACUUGACACUUAUUUUUAAUCGUGUAACCGUGUUUACAUUGUCUUGUUUACUAUCGCAAAAAACGCACAACAUUUGUUUACUCGCUAUCGCACGUGUUCUCAUUCGAAUUUUAAGCUACCGAGUUUGUCAACAGCUAGAAGUCUAUUUUUUUUAUGAACUAAUGGAGAGCAGUGUGGAUUUAGGCUUCCUAGAGCCUUGUGAGGAGUGGCUUCUAACGAACAAGUUUUUUCGGAGCAAAGUGGGAGGUAAACCUGCUUGGUUGGAUUUGAAGAAUAUACCACCGCCAAAGGAUUUAUUGUGUGGAGAAUGUGGAGAUCCUUGCCUAUAUUUGUGCCAGAUUUACGCGCCAUUGGAAGAAAACGAAAAUUGCUUUCACCGAAUGAUUUUCUUGUUUGUCUGUUUGAGAGCCACUUGUUAUAAACCAAACCAGUGCAAAAAUAUCUUGGUAUAUCGCUCUCAACUGGCCAGAAAAAAUGACUACUAUGACUUUAAUCCCACAAACGAAGAAACACGCUCGGAGGCCGUACAGUCUCCGGUUCCACUUUGUACUGUUUGCGGAUGCCGUGGGCCGCAACAAUGUUCUCGAUGCAAACGCGUGAACUAUUGCGGGGUAGUUCAUCAACGAAUCGAUUGGAAGCAUGGCCAUAAAAGCUCCUGCAGUGGAGAAGCAAUAGAAUCGAAACCCGCAAACGUUUUGUUUCCCCAAAGCGAAAUCGUUAUCGAACCGGAGAAAAUUGAAGCUGCAACCAACCUGCCCGAGCAAGAAAGGGAGCAGAAGCAGAUGGAAGAAUAUGAGCAACUUGCUAAGCAGGGGAAAACUGGGGAACUAAGUGAACUAUCUGAAAGUGAUUUAGAAAAAUACUCCGAGCAGGUCGAGGAUAAAACUUUUGCCAAGUUCAGGAAAAUUAUUGCCGCGGAACUCGAACAAGUACUGCGGUACGAUAGAAAGGGAACCCCUGUUUGGAUUUCCGAUGUGAUUCCCGGAACAAUUCCGGACUGUGAAUACUGCGGUGGAGCACGGGUGUUCGAGUUCCAGAUAAUGCCUCAACUACUUAACCACCUUGGGAAUAGCAAUCUAGACUGGGGGACCCUGGCUGUUUAUACGUGUGAGCGAAGUUGCGAUACACCUGACAAUGCAUAUGCUAGGGAGUAUGUUUUUAAACAGGACAUUUCCGACACAAAAUCUCAGCAAAAAGAAGAAUGAAGAUUUUAGAAGAUUUGGCAAACUUGUUUUGCUGUUUAUUAGAAUCUAUUGGAUGAAUAAAAUGUUACACAUAUCCUUUCAAACAAGGAUACC
Molecule: messenger RNA, 1540 nt
Organism: Wyeomyia smithii (pitcher-plant mosquito)
Lineage: Eukaryota; Metazoa; Arthropoda; Insecta; Diptera; Culicidae
Gene: Zfrp8
Product: programmed cell death protein 2
Exons: 5
Coding region: 197-1447 (416 amino acids)
Cellular component (GO): nucleus; cytoplasm
Source: RefSeq, a predicted model, not a curated record